This is a messenger RNA of Haliotis rubra (blacklip abalone), 2493 nucleotides long. RefSeq names its product transcriptional regulator ATRX-like. Bases 1 to 2493 code for a protein of 830 amino acids. The record is from RefSeq and is a predicted model, not a curated record. The transcript has 6 exons. NCBI's taxonomy places the organism in Eukaryota, Metazoa, Mollusca, Gastropoda, Lepetellida, Haliotidae.
AUGGAAGAGUUUGUGAAAAAUUUGAUCAAGGAGUCCGACCUGAGUGUCCUGACCACCAAGGGUGUGAGGAAGGCCUAUGAGAAACACACACGGAAACAGCUGUCUCACCAGGAGAAGCAGAAGCUCAAGGAGCUGGUCAGCUGUGUGCUGGACGAACUCUUCACCCAGGGGGACUCCGCACGGACAGAGGUAAGGGUAAAUCCACAGCAGAUGGGGUGGAGAGGAGGAUGUGGUAGAGAUUUGAGUGUGGUUGAGAUGAGGAAGAGAUCGGAAGGUGGCGAAGAGGAGGAAGAGAUUGGGGGAGGAAGAGAUUGGGGGAGUAGAGGGUGGUUGAUGGAGGAAGAGAUUGGGGGAGUAGAAGGUGGGGAAGAGGAGGAAGAGAUUGGGGAGGAAGAGGUGGAAGAGAUUAGGGGAGUUGAGGAUGUUGGAGAGGAGGAGGAGAUUGGGAAGAGAGCUGGGGAUGUUGGAGAGGAGGAUUGGGGGGAGGAGAGGAGGAAGAGAGUUGAGAAUGUUGGAGAGGAGGAAGGGAGAUUUGAGGAUGUUGGAGACAAAGAAGGGAACAAAGACAAGUCAGGUGUUAAAUCACCAGUUAAGAAAACAGAAGCCUGGACUCUGUCCAGAAGAAAAUCAGAAACUAACGAUGGCAGCAAACAGUCAGGUGCAUCAGAUAUCCCAGAGAUUAAAACAAAAUUAGAGAAAAAGAAAUGCCCAAAGUCUGAUGAAAGUGAUGUGGAAUCUCGGAGUGGGGAGGACAGCCAGUCAGGCAGUUCUACGUCAGUACGGCACAACAAGAUUGAUAAUGAGAUUGAGUCCACAGGAAUCCAUGAAAGUGGUCAGUCCAAGUCGGUUCCAUUGAAGCUAAACACACAGACAUCUAAAGGAACCAAAAAAGAUAGUGACUUUGAAAAGAAGGAACGAGCCAGUCAAGAUGAAGUGAGUUUGCCAUCCAAACUCAGGUCAAUAUCACCCCGUAAACAGACACAAGAGCCUUCUAAACGGUUACCGGCGAAGAAAAUCCGUUCUGAAAGUCAAAACAAAUCAUCACAAGCUAAGAAAGUAAACUCCCAAAAGUCUGAUAAAUCUACGUUAGGAGUAGAUUUGGUUAAGAAUACAAGAAGGAAAUUUACACCAGUGAACAAGGCGCGAAAGAGGCUGAGCAUAAGUGAAGUGGUAACAGCCAUGAUGGACUCUGAUAAAGAUGGAGGAUCUGAUACUGUCUUGGCUUCCGAGUCCGAUAGCGAUGGUGGGAUUAUUGUGCCAAAGAGAAAACGGAAACGGAAAGUCAUUCAGUCUGAGGAUGAGGAUUCUGAUGUUGAGAAUACGCAUCCUAAGAAGAAGUCAGUUGCGAAGCCAGCAGUAAAGAAAGUGGUAAGUGAGGAUGACAUGAGUGCAAUUGAUUCUGAUGAUGAUCGUCUGCAGAUUGAUAUCGAGGUCACUACACCUGAAAAACGAAGACAGACUUCCAGAUCAUGUAAGAGAAAAAGCUAUGCUCAGUCGUCUGAUUCUGGGAGUGAGGGAGAGUCCACAUCCAGCAGGAUUGAGUCCAGCAAGAUCUCCGAUGCUGCAUCUGAAGAUAGUGGAGUCAAUGUGGACUUGAACAAACACUCGGCCAUUGUGGAGGCAAAUAAUCACAAGACCAAGCCAUCGACAAAGACUAGGACAUCGCCUAGAAAGGAGAAGAAGAGGUCGGUGGAGGAAGAGGUGAAGAAAGAGGUGAAGAAUAUCGUGCAUGAAGAAACUGUUCUUCAAGUGACGAGUCUGGACUCCACAGAUGAGGAGGAAGAUGAUGGAAGAAAUUGUCCGAGUUUAACAUCAAGUGGAAAGUUUCGCAGGCGAUCUGGCAUUCGGAAGAAUUCCCUGAAUGUGUCUGAGGUUUUGGAAGAUAUUGAGAGGGAAAAGAAAUUUUCAUCUUCCAAGAAAUAUGAGAGAAAAAUGAAAGAAAUCAAAUUUUCAGAUCUCUUGAAUAGUGUUGACAGUGAGACCCCAGGGUUCUCAUCAGAUCCUUCUUUGAAAGAAAAAUCUGUGUUUUCCAUAUCAGAAACAGAAAGUGAUCAUACCGUUCGGAAGGAUAGACGAGGCCUGUUCCAAGAAUUUGAACAGAGGAAUAUCUCUAAGAUUUUAGAAGGUGAGAGUUUUGAUGUGAAAACCUGUUCAGUUGUACUGGAGCGAGUUGACGAUCAGAUUGACUGGAUGCAUAUGACCAGAAAGAUGACAAAGAAACCCUCUUCAGACUCGGACGAUGUGGCCCUUUUGUCUGUUGAUGAAGUUGAUGGGGAGACAUUGUCAACUUAUUCCUUGGUUAAGAAGUUGAAAAUAACUGGGAAUGGAAAAUCUCAAAAACGUUCCACCCAGUGUAGCCAAAAAGCCACCAAGUUUACAAAAUAUGAAUCUUCCGAUUCUGAUGACAACAUUCCUCUGAAGGCUGCCGGAGGUCAAAGUCAGAACAAGGAUGACAAUAUUCCCGUGUCCGAGGAGACAGAGGAGAUAACCUAA